Talaromyces rugulosus is the source of this 3036-nucleotide messenger RNA. RefSeq lists its product as uncharacterized. Gene Ontology annotation, molecular function: hydrolase activity, hydrolyzing O-glycosyl compounds. The transcript has a single exon. The record is from RefSeq and is a predicted model, not a curated record. Gene Ontology annotation, biological process: carbohydrate metabolic process. NCBI's taxonomy places the organism in Eukaryota, Fungi, Ascomycota, Eurotiomycetes, Eurotiales, Trichocomaceae. Bases 1 to 3036 code for a protein of 1011 amino acids.
AUGUUCUCGUCGACAUGCCAGACGCUGCUCCUGGGCUUGCUGGUGCUGGCGCCAGCAGCCAAAGCCCAAACAUCCAACACCCAGACCAAGGAUGUCGGGAGCUGUUCUUGCGGUUACUACGAUGAAGAUGCAAAGCUUUUGUUCACCGAGUCUUCCAUCGUGUACUUCAACGAAUCCAGCGGCAUCCCAACGGAUUUUGUUGUCGAGGAAUUCGCCCACCGAUAUGACCGAGGCUGGAAUGCCGUAUACCGACAUGGUGCCUCCAUCGACAAUGUCGAAAUUGCAAACGAUACGACAGCGCGAAACCGCACCAGCUUGCAAAUGAAGUGUGAACCGUCUGACGAUGACCACUUGGUGGUAGGCUCAAGCAUGCGAACUGCGCGGCAGGACAUCUUCUUCGGCUCAUUCCGCAGCUCUCUCCGGCCUGCGCGAGCCGUGGAGAAAGGAUCUGUGAUAUCGAUGAGUUUGACACACAACAAGACCGAGAGCUGGGAAGUGGACGUUAUGAAUACAGACAACCACACCCAGGCCUGGACUGCCAUGUUGAUGCAGGGCCAGUUCCCCGAUCUUUGGUUCGGAACGAACUUCACCAACCUGACCAACGAAGGCCUUCAGCCUUGGUAUUAUACCGAAUACCGUGUCGACUGGACUAGGGACAGGCUGGAUUACUAUAUCGGCGAUGUUUUGCGUGUCAGCUUCAACACAUCUGUCAACUCGAGUAUCCCAGCCACGCCGGCUCCCCUGCACUUCCAGCAUUGGUCUGAGGGCAACAAGUAUGGGUCGAUGGGCCCCCCAGAAAAUACAAACCUAGCCAACAUCGGGUGGACUCGCCUCUUCUUCAAUUCGUCAACUAUGACUGAUGACGACCAUUCCGCCUUCGACGCGAGAUGUACCGUUCAAGACGCCUGUCUGAUGAGUGAUAACACCCUGCGAGGAGCCUCCGAGUUCGCCCCUGAAAGUCUGGAUACUUGGAAACAGCACCACCCUCCAUAUAAAAUUAAGUGGGCGCCACUUAUUAUCGAUAUUAUCUUUGCUGUCGUCUUUAUUGUCCUGACCAGCAAGACUCUUUACCGCCGAUUCACAUGGCACAAGCUUCUUGUGUUUUUAGGUUUCAGAGAACGGGAAGCAUCGAAGCCGAAAUCGUUCUCAGAACCUGAGUCCUCAGAAAAAAAGAACAAGGAGAAAUCGGCGUCGCUAGACGGUAGUGAGACUGCUCAUUCUCAAGAAAAUGGCUCUGGCGGGCAGCUUCCACGAAAUGCAUCCUAUAAUACCCUCAGUCUGCCGCCAUACAAGGGCACUCAGACUCCGGCACCUCAGUAUCAAACCCCCGCGGUCUCGCGGCGGCCAUCGCUUUCCAACAUGAGCCCAAACCCUCUCAACCCUGCCUUUGGCACGAACAACGGCGAGUCGUCGAGGAGGCCCUCUAUCCACGUUCCAGGUAGUUCAGAACCUACCUCACCGGCCCCAACUACGGGUGGAGCUGUUCCUGAAGUAAACGAACCAGCUGCUCCAACAGAGGCCCAGGCAAGUACUGUGGAAACAUCCAAGGCAGCAGAAGCCGCAAAAGACCCGAAAGCUAUCGCCGCCGCCGCUGCUAGUGCAAAACCACCUAGAAUCGACUACUUGGCGGGUUUUAUUUCUAUCAGUUGUCUCCUGGUCACUGCAAACCAUUUCGGCCAGACGUACUUCGAUGCUGUCAUUAGUCCCAGUGCUGAUGAGCACUACCACAGCGAAGAAGUCGCACGAAAGACAUUUGCUACAUACUUUUUGGAUCCACUUUGGAUUGGGCCUUUCCUGAUGAUUUCCACUCGUUUCCUGGUGUCGAAUUACAUUCGCACAGGGAAUUUGGACAACAUGGCCCAAAAGGUUGUUGCUCGACCGUUCCGUUUAUUGACACCGGUUGCUUCGAUCGCUUUCCUCAUCUACUUUCUCAUGGAUUCAGGUGCUAUCGACUGGCUUGAAUACCUGCCAUCAGUGACCUGGUCUACCUGGCCUUUCACCACCGUUGCUCCAAACCCUGGUGUAUAUAUCUCGGAAAUCUUGCAACUCGCCUUUCUCAUUCCCAACGCGGCUCCGAUGAUCACUAACAACUACUGUACGGGUUCCCUGUGGACUAUUCCCAUUCAGCUGCAGGGUGCAUGGCAAACCUUGAUCGCUCUGAUAAUGAUCCGCGAGUGCAAGACCCCAUGGAAGCGGUUUUCGUUUUAUUUCUUCUGCAUUGCUAUGCAUUGGUAUGCACUUUCAUGGGGAAGCUACUACUAUGCCGGUGUCUUGCUUGCCGAUAUUGACUUGACCUUCAAGUACAAAAAGUGGUUACAAAACACGUGGUACAUCUAUUACCCUUGUCUCUUCCUUUUAUCUGUGGUUGCCAUUGGUGGGUUUACAAUGGACCUUGCCUCGAUUUACUCGGGCGUGCAAUAUGCUUCGGUUGAGUACGGAUGGCAUCCUGAUACAGGCACUGGCCGCACCAUCACCGAUGCCCAAGGCACGACCUACCCGGAUUAUUUCAUCCCACGAUUGAAUGCUCUUCUCGCAACUGUGUGUAUGCAAGGUGUCGUCGAAAUCUGCCCCUCGGUGCAAAAGGUCCUCUCGGCAAAGAUUUUCCAAUGGCUUUUCCCCCAUAUUUUUAGUAUCUAUCUGAUCCACGGUUUCGUUUUCUGGUCGGCUGGCUCAUGGGCCAUGGUGUCGUUGUUUUCUUACGGCCUGCCAUACUGGCUGUGCAGUUUGUUGACAGCCAUUGUUUCUUAUGGAGUCCUAUUUGCAAGCCUUCCACUUUUGACACCCCCCAUUGAGGCUCUGGGUAAGAGCUUUACCUUGCGUCUGUGGGACUUUGCAAGCCAAGAACCUUCCCCAAAGAGACCGACAACUUAUCCCUUUGGCGAAGAAUUUCUUCUAUCGCGUGGACAACAGCCCGAUUCACUAAACAUGCCGCCGAGCCCGGACACAAUUCCCUCGACUCCAUCGGGUGCUACGACGCCAGUAUUUGUCAAUGAGAAGGGUAAAGAAGUGCAAACAAGCUCCAGAGAGCUGAAAUAG